UGUGGGGGUGUCUGCUGCGCGGGGGCUGAUGGGAUACUGGAGGCCCGGUGGAGGGAAGAUGGCGGCGCUAGUGAGGAUGCGCCGAGCUUUGCAGUGCGCGUUAUUUCCCUUCCAGAAGGUCGUGGAGCCGGUCAGGACGGUGACAAGCACUGCUGUGCUAUUUAAACGAACAGCUCCACUAGGGCCAUUACCCAAUGAGGAUAUUGAUGUGACAGACCUGGAGUCUCUGGAGAAAUACCGUAGCUAUGCACGGUAUCUACAGACGGCAGAGAAAAAAAGCAAGCAGCCGUUCUGGUGGCGGACGUAUAAACAAUAUACACAAGAACCCACUCCAGAGAAAAUUGAUAUUGGUCUCCCUCAUUUUAGAACGUCAAGGAGGAAGGAACUGAAGGAACGCAGGCAAAUCCUCAAGGCAAAUCGCAACAACAACGACCUUGAGAGGGCAUCACGGCACCGAACAUUAUUGAUUCCACUGGAUGAAGUAAAAGCUGAAUGGGAGAAAACAAAUGGGCCUUACAAUUUAAGAACUAUUGGUGAACACUAUGGAAUUUAUAGAGACCUGUUUAAUGGAGCAACCUUCAUUCCACGUGUAAGGCUGCGUGUUCAAUAUGACUGUGAGGACUAUGCUACGCCAGUGUAUCGUGGAAAUGUGGUCACUCCCACAGAGGCUGCAGAGGUGCCCAAUGUGUCAUUUGAGGCAGAAGAUAGCUCUCUGUGGACACUGCUGUUUACCAAUCCAGAUGGACACCUCGGAAACAAUGAAUCAGAGUAUGUCCAUUGGUUGGUUGGUAAUAUUCCUGGAAAUGCUAUAUCGAAAGGAGAGCAAGUUUGCCACUACUUCCCCCCAUUUCCUGCUAAAGGCACCGGAUAUCAUCGAUGCAUCUUCAUUCUCUUUAAACAAGAUAAAACAAUUAAUUUCGAAGAAGACUCCAGACCAAACCCUUGUCUCAGCCUGAAAAUGCGAACCUUUAAAACCUUUGACUUCUACAAGAAGCAUCAGGAUCUGUUGACUCCAGCCGGGGUGGCUUUCUUCCAGAGUUGCUGGGACGAGUCUGUUACGCAUAUCUUCCACAAUCUUCUUGAUAUGAAGGAGCCAAUAUUUGAAUAUGAGUUCCCACCAACUUACCAUCCGCCUCAGAAAAAAUACCCACAUGGGCAACCCCUCCGAUACUUGGACCGAUACAGAGACAGCCACGAACCCACCUACGGCAUAUACUGAUCCCGCAACAGCUUUUCAAAGGUCCUAGGUCUUCAAUUACAGUUGUAGCUGACUGUCAGAGGCUGGUUCAUCAAAACUCAAUUACACAUGAUCAAUUUCUGUGUUCAGGGAACAUAAAUAAAUAUUUUUCUAACAUG
Molecule: messenger RNA, 1356 nt
Organism: Leucoraja erinaceus (little skate)
Lineage: Eukaryota; Metazoa; Chordata; Chondrichthyes; Rajiformes; Rajidae
Gene: mrpl38
Product: mitochondrial ribosomal protein L38
Exons: 9
Coding region: 29-1219 (396 amino acids)
Cellular component (GO): mitochondrial large ribosomal subunit
Source: RefSeq, a predicted model, not a curated record